Molecule: messenger RNA, 1065 nt
Organism: Phragmites australis (common reed)
Lineage: Eukaryota; Viridiplantae; Streptophyta; Magnoliopsida; Poales; Poaceae
Exons: 1
Coding region: 138-707 (189 amino acids)
Source: RefSeq, a predicted model, not a curated record
CAGUAUUACUGCCGCAGAGGAUCCGAGCCUCCCACACCACUCAGCCACUCAUCAUAAGAGGCGGCCUCCUCCUCAACUCCUCGCUCGCCGUUGCUUGUCGCAGAGCUGAGCAGGCGCGCGCGCACGCAGAGAGAAAGAUGCCAAUGGAGAGGUCUGUGUCGUGCGCGCAGAGGAGCACCACGUACGGCCGCGAGGCGGCGGCUGACCUCCGCUGCUACAGCGCCUCCUACGCGCCGCGGGUCCCGUCCAACAAGGUGAAGCGCGCCCGGAGCACCAGCUCGUGGUCGCGCCCGGCGCCCGGGGCCGUGCAGCGGAGCGGGAGCGUCAAGUCCAUCGCCGCACCGGGGUUGAACCUGCGAUCCUACAGCGCCUCCUAUACGGCCUCCUACGGCCCCACCGCCGACGGCGCCGGCGCCGGCGCCGGCGGCCAGCUGAAGCGGUCCGGCAGCAUCACCAACUGGUCCUCCGCCAGCCGCCGGUCCGUCAACCUCAGGGGGUACACCCCUUCCUUCUCCGCGCUGGACAGAACGGCCACCGUCGCCCCGGCCCCGGCCAAAAAGGCGUCCGACGACGCCGAGCUGCAGCGGAAGAAGCGGCUGGUGGUGUACAAGGUGUACGGCGUGGAGGGGAAGGUGCGGGACUCGGUGCGGCGCGGCGUCAGCUGGAUCAAGAGCAAGUGCUCCCGCGUGGUGUACGGCUGGUGGUGAUCGUCUCCUCUGUUUUCUCUGCUCCUGCCUCCUGGUAUGAGUUGAGCUGUUCAUUUCUUGGUGCACGCUGUCAUCACUCUACACUUUUACCCUCCUGCUUGCUCGCUCUUGAUCGAUCUUUUUCUGUUCUUGUUCUUGGAGUCAGCAUUUCUUUUUCUUUUAGGAGAUUUGGUGGCAUGUAGCAUGAGAAGUGCUUCUCUUGGCGUUUUGUCAUGAUGUUGGGAUGACAAAAUUAAUCCAAGAGAAUGCUUCAGCCUGUGGUGUCCUUGUAUACAUGAUCUUUCCAGUGUACUUACUAAGUAUCUGGCUAUGUAAUUUAGGUACUAUAUAAUACAUAUAUAAUAAGACUUUUUCGAUC